This is a messenger RNA of Racocetra persica, 138 nucleotides long. The record is from the annotation of a GenBank genome assembly. Lineage: Eukaryota; Fungi; Glomeromycota; Glomeromycetes; Diversisporales; Gigasporaceae.
AAUGAACUAAAUGCAGCAAAGUCAAGGUGUGCGACUAUCUUUAUUCAGGACGUCAACGAAAUGCAGAUUGAGGAUCAAUGCCAGUCCUUGCAGUCUAUAGUUCAAUUAAAAAUGACAUGUUGGUCUCAUCUUAAUUGA